This is a messenger RNA of Branchiostoma belcheri (Belcher's lancelet), 576 nucleotides long. RefSeq names its product protein timeless homolog. Gene Ontology annotation, molecular function: DNA binding. Gene Ontology annotation, cellular component: replication fork protection complex. Lineage: Eukaryota; Metazoa; Chordata; Leptocardii; Amphioxiformes; Branchiostomatidae. The transcript has 6 exons. The record is from RefSeq and is a predicted model, not a curated record. Gene Ontology annotation, biological process: DNA repair; replication fork arrest; DNA replication checkpoint signaling. The coding region runs from base 1 to 576 and encodes 191 amino acids.
AUGGACUUGUACAUGAUGAACUGUGAGCUCUUGGCGACAUGCAGUGCUUUGGGGUACUUGGAGGGGGACACAUACCACAAGGAGCCAGACUGCCAUGAAACUGUGAAGGACCUGAUUCGGUACCUUCGGCGAGAAGAUGAAACUCGAGACAUCAGACAGCAGCUGGGCGCAAGUCAGAUCGUACAGACGGACCUCAUCCCGAUUAUCAAGCAGUAUCACGAUGACAAGGCGCUCUUCGAAACCAUCAUCAGGUUGUUGGUUAACCUUACCCAGCCGGCCAUCGUGUGCUUCGGGAAGGUUCCUAAGGACAAGAUGUUCAGACACUACUUCUUAGACGUGGUGUCUUACCUACAGGGGUACAAGGUGGCGUUUGCAGAUGGAGAAGUCUGGACAGUCCUUAGCAGAAAACUGUACGAGCUUCUUCAGCUGGAUUGGGAGAAUCGGCAGGAGGAAGACUCCCUGCUGAUAGAACGGAUGCUCCUAUUGGUCAGGAACAUCCUCCAUGUUCCGGCUGACCCAGAAGAGGAAAAGCGCACAGAUGAUGACGCGAGUGUGCAUGACCAAGUGCUGUGGUAA